Messenger RNA from Acytostelium subglobosum LB1, 1512 nucleotides. RefSeq lists its product as hypothetical. The record is from RefSeq and is a predicted model, not a curated record. The coding region runs from base 1 to 1512 and encodes 503 amino acids. The transcript has 2 exons. Lineage: Eukaryota; Evosea; Eumycetozoa; Acytosteliales; Acytosteliaceae.
AUGUAUCAGGUCAAAUCAACGGAUACAUUGGCAGGCAUUGCACUUCAGUUCUCAAUGCAAAGACAUCUAUUGAAACAAUACAACAGGUUGUCAUCAGACAAGUUGAUACCUGGUACAAUACUAUGGGUCAAAAAGAGGAAGAGGUUAUCCUUAUCACAGAGUCUUGAUUCACCUGAUGGGAUCACACAAUCAACUCCUACAACACCAUCAAUAAGUAUCACACCAGUGAUGCUUGCCCAACCUACCAUUGCCUCAACUACAUCAAAGUGUGAGAGGAGUCCACCAUCUUUGGAUAAACGAUCAUGGAACCAUGCAUCAAGGUUCCAACAAAUACCAAAGGACCAGGUUCUUCGCGAGGAGUUGAUGUGCUUCACAAAGAACAAGAGGGUCCAGGGACAGUUGACAUUGACGCCAUACCAGUUGAUAUUCCAAUCACAUGAGAGAUUGCCUACAAUUCAGAUAUACACAGACUAUGGUGAUAUCAUAUCAUGCAAGUUGUUUUCGAGUAGGUGGCAGUGGCUGGAACAUUUGUCCAAGGACUGGCAGAGGGAGAAGCAGGCGAUCCACAAGAAGAUGAAGAACUCUGUUGUCGAUGAGGAACAUGAACGAUUCAUUCAAUCGGAGAUUGCAAGAUUGAAUGAGAUUGAGGAUGCCAAGGCAAAAAUGACUGUCAAUGCCACCGAGGUGAAGCAGGUCGAGACAUUCCCUUGUAUAUAUGUGUUGGUCUACCAGGACAAACAUAUACAGACACUAUUCUUUAGAGGUGUGGAUGGGAGCAGAGUAGACGACUGCUUCCACUUCUUGAAGAACCUUACAAGUGAGUGUAAGAAUGCCUCUCCCUACAAGACAUCUCCUAAUCUUCAGCCAGUGCUAGUAACUCCAAACACUCUGAUGCUAUCCUCAUCUUCUUCUUCGUCAUCCACUUCUGCAGAAGUUGACAAGAUGUUGCUGCUCUCGCCUCUGGACAUGGACCCACAGGACAGCUACUCUCCCAAACUCAUCGCAAAUGGAAAUGGUAUUGUCGAGGACAUAUUACUCACUUCUGAGUUGUUUAAGAAGCUGCGACACUUCCUCCCAGCGACUAGACAGCGAGCGGACAUCAAACUUGAGUACAACUCAAUCAAUGAUGGUGUAUCUUUUGGAACAUUCUAUCGAUUGAUGGAGCAUGUCGAGCAGUGUCUGUUGUUGGUCAAGGAUGACGGUGGACAUGUGUUUGGUGUAUACUGCUCGGAUACUAUCAGACCAAGAUCAUCAUAUUAUGGCGGUGGCGAAACGUUCAUGUUUACACUGCUGCCUGAACUACAAGUGUUCAAAUGGACCAAGGAGAAUGAUAUGUUCCUCCAGACCAGCCACGAAUAUCUGGCUGUUGGAGGCGGGUCGAUGUUUGGACUUUGGAUGGAUGCCGACUUUGAUCAUGGAUUUAGUGGAACCUGUGAGACAUUCAACAACACUACCCUAUCACAUCGUAAUGACUUUGUGCCAUUAGUUGUUGAGUGUUGGUCUGUCAACUAA